AGUCUACUGUUGUCCUUCCAGGCCCGCCCACCGGCGAGAUGACCCUCGUCUUCGGCUGCCGUAGCUCGCAGCACGACCACAUCUACUGCGAGGAGAUCCAAGAGGCUCAGGAGGCGGGGGCUUUACACCGCGUCCUCACCGGCUUCUCGCGUGACCCCGAUUACCCCAAGACCUACGUCCAGGACCUGCUCCGCCUGCACCUGGCCGACCACGUCUUCGAGGUGCUGAGGCUGCGCAAGGGCCACGUCUACGUCUGCGGCGACGUCACCAUGGCCACAGGGGUGCUGCAGACCAUCCAGCAAAUCCUGGCGCAGGAAGGGAGGAUGUCGCUGGUCGAGGCGGGAGACACCAUCAGCGAACUGCGGGAUCAAAACCGCUACCACGAGGACAUCUUCGGCCUGACCUUCCGCACGCAAGAAGUGGCGUCGCGCAUCCGGAGUCUCUCUUUCUCCAAGCAGGGGCGGAAAAGCUGCCUCGUGACGGAGCCCUGAGCGCCCCCCCCCCCCCCCCGCGCCUU
Messenger RNA from Notechis scutatus (mainland tiger snake), 517 nucleotides. The record is from RefSeq and is a predicted model, not a curated record. NCBI's taxonomy places the organism in Eukaryota, Metazoa, Chordata, Lepidosauria, Squamata, Elapidae.